AUGGAAACCACUAACGCCCCGCUCCGUGCAUCUUGUGAUAGAUGCCGGGCCCAGAAGCUCCGUUGUGUUCCAUCAUCAAGUACGGAUUCGACGGUGCCUUGUAUGCGGUGCUUGAGGUUAAAAACUCCGGUCAUGUGUACAUUUAGCCAGCGAUUGCAGAUGAGACGAAGCAGGAAAAAUACUAGUGACAGCGACUCUGAGACUCGGCCUUCUCACCGUAAGGAAAAAGAAAAGCCAUCUUUGCCGGGGAUGGGUACAUUUGUAUUGCCCGGGCCUCCGUCUCCUGAAUCACAUCAACCUCUUCCUUCACCGAAAAUUAACGCCAAAGAAUGCACACCCGAGACCGACGUUGACACGCCGAUGGUCACCCCGGAACAGGAAAUCUCGGAUUUCUGGUCACAUGAGUCGGCCUUAUUUCAAGUUAACGAUCCCCCUGAAUCGGUAGACGGUGCAGUGGGCGGCUUACCAGGGUACUACAAUUUCGAUAUGACCAGCAUAGACACACCGGAGUUUCUAUCUGAAUUGAUCGGUGUCUCUGAUGCCAUUCCAGCCACCAUGGACUUCAGAUUCGACAUAGAAAAACUGACAGAUGAAAAAAUCGCUAAUCCCCUUGUUGAUCUCAGCGGGCUACUGGCUGAAAUGUCAAGUUACGGCAAUCGAUUGCAUGAGUUAGCUAGUUGGGAUCGCGACAACUAUCCGAUUGGAGACGCAGUGUUACUAUGCCAGCGGUUCCACACCAUUCUCUUCAGCUACGCUUGUUCUGAUGCAACUACUGCAGUCCAGAAUAAGGAUAUGCCUACCAAUCUUCUUAUAAUAUCAUGCUACAUAAUCCUUACGGAGAUAUACUCUUCCGUAUUUGGCUACAUAAUAGAGCACAUCGAGCGAAUGCGUGAGCUCCAUAAGUCGGCCCACAAAGAGCUGGCUCCAUCUCUAAAUUAUCCAUUUAUGGGAGACAUACAUGCAUAUCGAGGACUUAGUCUCAGCCAAUUGCGGCCCGUCUGUGUAUGCGGGGGAUGGGAGCCUGAAAAAAAGGUGUUAUCAAUGCUAUGCAAUUCUCUCGGCGGUGUCGAAGGAUUGCUAGGACUCCCGCUUGAAGCGAGGGUGAUCUCUCAGGGAGAACAGGAAAAGAGCGAGAAUAACCGGGACACUAACGCACUAGAGGAAGAUGAGGUGAAGAAACCAACGAUAGGCCUACCAGAGGAUAGGUUGCUAGUUGGGUUCUCACAUGUCCACUUAUGCAAAAAGAUGAAGGAGCAGGCGCAAAGUCUGCGGGAAAAGAUCAUAAAGAUCAACCAGUUACUGGCUUAG
Molecule: messenger RNA, 1308 nt
Organism: Annulohypoxylon maeteangense
Lineage: Eukaryota; Fungi; Ascomycota; Sordariomycetes; Xylariales; Hypoxylaceae
Exons: 2
Coding region: 1-1308 (435 amino acids)
Biological process (GO): regulation of DNA-templated transcription
Molecular function (GO): DNA-binding transcription factor activity, RNA polymerase II-specific; zinc ion binding
Source: RefSeq, a predicted model, not a curated record